This is a messenger RNA of Cucurbita pepo subsp. pepo (vegetable marrow), 561 nucleotides long. Lineage: Eukaryota; Viridiplantae; Streptophyta; Magnoliopsida; Cucurbitales; Cucurbitaceae. The record is from RefSeq and is a predicted model, not a curated record.
AUGGAACUCUGGCAUGACAUGAAUAUGUGGCUUAUUGUUACUAGUCCCAAGAGGUCAAGGAGGGACAGGAAAACAUUAGAGGAGAAGUUAUCUAGAAACUCUAGUUCUCAUGUUGAAGAUAAUAAAGAUCGGGAUCAGAAACAUGGGCUUCAACAUGAGGGGCAAGAUAUGAUACCCCAUGAGUGUUCAUCAGCACUUGAUUCUAAGCCAGAAUAUGGGGUUAGCAAAGGAGCAAACAGGAACAGUGAUAGGAGGGAUAGAAGGACUAAACAUUCAAUGAAUCCCACUGAAGUACCACGAUCAAGAUCUUAUUUUCAGCAUGUCAAACGUGGUAAUGAUGGGCAAGUUGGUCAAAGCUUUGGUCGGAGUGCAACUAGGGAGCGUGGUUGGUGGAAGGACUCAAGGGAGAAGGAGAAGGAUAACGAUAGGGCAUCUGGGAAGGGAACAGCUUAUAAUUCACAGCAAAGAAAUGAGAUGCCACAAGCCGUGAGAGACGAUAGCCACCGUGAUGAGUCUUCAAAACUGGAGGAUUCAAGUGUACUUGCUGAUACAAAGCCGUGA